AUGGCUGAGUUGCAACAAGAACUCCGCGACCUCCGGGAACAACUUAAAGACGCUCGAGCCGAAAAAGAGUUUUUCGAGAACAAGUACAGUGACGCGGGCGAGUCGAUGGAGAUGAUGACGCUCGAUAAAGAUGGCGAGGCGAAGGCUGAGAAUUUGCAGCAUGAGGUUAACAUAUUGAUGGAGAAGAUCGAAGAGAUUAAUGUUGAUUUGAGCGUGUUUAAACAGGAAGGAGACUUGAUGAAUCGUACAAAGACUAAUGUUGAUAGACGGACAGCUGUUGAAGUUAUUCAACUUGAACGACAGAACGAGCGGUUGAAAGAGGCACUUGUUAGAACUAAACAAUAUGAAAAAGAGUUGGUGUCGUUGCAAGAUAUACAUGGUAUGGAAGUAAUCUCCACCUAUAUAAACGAAAAGCAAGACUCUAAAGAGGAACUACUAAUCAGCGGUCUCCAACAAUUAAUCUACAAAAUCACGGAACACAUCCUCGGUAGCAACGAGAUGAACAUAUGGGAAGGGUGUACGAACUCGUUGCAGGGGCUAUGCCUGGAAGUUGGCAGUUUGAAUAAUUGUCGAAUGAUAGUGAGCGGUCUGAGCCAGGUUAAAAAUAUCAAGGCUAAAGUUCUUGUUAAUUUGGAUAUGGAACAUCAAUUUCUACAAGAAGCACAAGUGAAAAUCGAUUUACAAGAGAAACAUAUGGAACUUAUUAAAAAUCAGGCUGAUACAAUCGCCAUACUUGAAGAACAACUAACCAGCUCGCGAAGACAACAGUGA
Ambispora gerdemannii is the source of this 771-nucleotide messenger RNA. The record is from the annotation of a GenBank genome assembly. NCBI's taxonomy places the organism in Eukaryota, Fungi, Glomeromycota, Glomeromycetes, Archaeosporales, Ambisporaceae.